Molecule: messenger RNA, 681 nt
Organism: Penicillium canescens
Lineage: Eukaryota; Fungi; Ascomycota; Eurotiomycetes; Eurotiales; Aspergillaceae
Exons: 7
Coding region: 1-681 (226 amino acids)
Source: RefSeq, a predicted model, not a curated record
AUGUGGGUGCGAGUUAAGGUCAUUCGAGCAGUUGGAAGUGACGACAUUAUGAUGAUCCUGGGAACUGUGUGUGAAGGCCGCUCCUCUCCAUGGGCGCUAUUGACGAAGAAUUGGCAGAUAUUCACCUUCGCGGCGCACUAUGGUACCGGCAAGCAUCUCAGUGGUAUCGCCGAGGAAGACUAUGCGCCAAUGCUGAAGAAGAAAGCCGCUUACACUGCGCAGCGCAAGAAGAUUGCUCUUACGGGAGUCUUUGGACUUGGAAGCCUUGCUAUUGCCGCGGGUUGCGUGCGAUAUGUUUAUGUGAAGAGGCUAGCGGGUAUCAAAGACCAGUAUUAUGAACUCGCGGAUUCCCUUAAUUGGUGCAGCAUCGAGAAUUAUGUUGCCAUUGUUUGCGGAUCAGCACCUUCUUUCUCGGUCCUCGUCAAGACGUACGCUCCCCGUCUUUUCGGCAGCUACUAUGGCGACCAAGCAUAUCAGACUUAUAGCCGCUCCCAUGAUCAACCACUACAACGUAUUGUGGAUCGCUUCCGUGCAGAUGACCCUACCAUUACUACUGGAAGCCAAGAGGCCAUCGUGCCUACAGGGGGAAUCUUGAUGAAGACGGAUUUGCACAUGGAGGUGGGGCCAUCUGAUCCAACAGAAAAUCAUAUGCGGAGGAAUAAGUAUGAUGGAGGGUUUUAA